Messenger RNA from Periophthalmus magnuspinnatus, 1993 nucleotides. It is a transcript of the gene tmem106a, whose product is annotated as transmembrane protein 106A. The coding region runs from base 149 to 880 and encodes 243 amino acids. The transcript has 8 exons. The record is from RefSeq and is a predicted model, not a curated record. Lineage: Eukaryota; Metazoa; Chordata; Actinopteri; Gobiiformes; Gobiidae.
GUCGGGCUGCAGAAGGAGGAAGUGCGCACAGAAUAUUGGCUAAAACAUGCGCUGUUUCUCUGCGACGUGACUUUAUUUGCCUAAAAGACGCACAUAUUAGGCUACAGGACUAAACGUGGCACAUCUUGGAGGGGUAAAAGUGUAAGAAAUGGUGACUUCAGCUUUGGAGAACUCCCCUCUGAGGCGCACUAUGAAUAAGGUGAAAGGGCUGAUGCAUCAUCCUCCAUCGUACGGCACCUUGGACGAACAGUAUGCUGGAGACACCACGUGUCCAACCUGCAGAGGCACAGGCCGCAUACCUAGAGGUCUGGAUGACCAGCUUGUUGCAGUAAUACCGUGCAAUGAUAAACGCUUGAAACCAAGUCGCACAAAGCUGUAUGUCUGUAUAUCCACGGCUCUUUGCUUGUUAAUUUCCUGUCUGGUUCUCUUCUUCCUGUUCCCUCGGAGCGUCACUUUGACCCCUGUGUCUCUGCUGUCCGCCACUGUGUUCUUCACCAACAAAACAGUCGAAAUGGAAAUCACAAACGUCUUUAACAUCUCCAAUGCAAACUUUGUGCCAGUUCACCUUGAACAGCUCCACCUCAAAGGCCUCAUCCUCGACACCAUAGUGGGUAAUACCACUUUAAAAAACUCCACCAUCAUCAACUCACAGUCACAGAAAUCAUUCAAAAUCUUAACCAACCUGAGCAUCAAAGAUCCGGGCCUAAACACCUACUGCAAAACCAGCUUCAGGAUUCACACCAUAUUUGUGGCUCUGCAAAUGACCCUGAACAUCUCAUAUCUCUCACACAUGGAACAACUCUCACUAGAGACCUAUGAAUACGUCGACUGUGGCACCAACUCCACAGUCCCUCGCCCCAUCAGCGCAAACAACAAAUAAAGUUAAAACAAAUUAUAAAUAUAAAAAAAUAAAAAAUCUGUUUGCUAUCACUACAUUGAGAUAAUUAGCACACUCAAAUGGCGAUUAUAAUGUGAAUACAACCCACUCAUGUAUUAUUUACAUUGAAGGAUUUGUUUGCUUUCUUUUUUUGCUUGUUUUUUUUUUUAGCUCUACUGGGCAUUAUUCUUAUGGUAGAUAAAAACUGAAAUAUAAAAAUAAGUCUGGUAUGUUUGCUUAAAGGUCCUAUAUUACUCAAAAUUGACUCUUUAAACCAUGUUAGCUCCUCAAAAACCUACCUGGAGUUGUGUUUUGUUUCAUUCACACAUUUGAGUAAUUCUUUAUUAUUAUUCUUACAUGUCUCAAAAAGGUAGUUUUCUGUUUUCUUUAAGAAUUCUACAGGGUUUGUGUGUUAAACAGGUGUGAAUGAAAGAAAAACUACAGGUAUGUUUUUGAUGAGGGAACAACAUUAAAACAUAGAUCAGAAAAUAGUGUAAUAUGGGCCCUUCAACAUCUUUCUUGUAAAUUUGCCAGUGUUCAUUUGUGUUUUGUAGAUCUACUUCCGUUUACGUUAUCUUUGUGUUUACAUGCACUUUAUGUCAAAAUGAAGCACUUUUGCAAUAAAUGUAAUUAUUUGUUAUACAUUGCUUUUUAAAAAAAAUAUUAUUUUACAUUUGCUCCUCAACAGCCAUGACUGUGAAUAUGAGCGUGAAUGACCAGUAGGUGGAGACAGUGUCUACACUAAACCUUGUCCCUCAAAAAGAUAAAUGAGCGAUUUAAAAAAAAAAUCUUUUAACGCUUUCUUUUCUAUUUUGUCUAUUUAAGUCAAUUCAAAUUUUAAACACUAUUAUGAAUUUAAAUUGUAACACUUUGGGGUACUAACACAUAUAAUUGCUCAUUUGGUUGGUACUUGAGGGCAAUUUUUUCAAUCAAAAGCUAUGACUAAACUUCGGUGUUACGGCCUGUUAUAUAUGUGAUGUGUUAUGAAUACCAUUAGCUUUUAAGACUAAGUUAGUGUAUACUUACAGGGAAUACAUUUAUUACAGAGAUUAACACGUGUCAUGUUUCUGCUGUCCUGCAGUACCGCGCAUGACCUGUAGGGCAGCGUGCUGUUUU